UUCCAAUCUGGCCGCAUAUCUUCAGGACAUAGUGAAAAUAACUCAUCCAUCUCAUGCGAUGAUGUUUCCAAUUCAAUGUCUGUUUCUCGCUGCCAGCAUUGUCCACAGCAAUCACGCCUUGUUCACCAAGAUGAUCUGCUGAGCCCUCUACAAAGAUCUUGGGCUGUUGAUGGCUGCUUCCUGGAAGACUGCCACCUUUUCGACUACGAGGGGAAUGGUUUGCGGAUUCAUCGACUUCAUUGCAAGACCCAUGUUCACAAUUCUAACAAAUUGGUUACCAUCAACGAAAGAAACCCUUCUCCCAGUCCUGGAGGACAACUACAAGCGAUGGUCAUCUUUCCAGAACACCACCAAAACCAGCUGCCAGGUCACACUUUCAUUUCUUGGACAAUACUAUCCCUGGAGCUCUGAUACUCCUGAACCAAUGAUAGAGGUCCUCGGUUAUGCACUUAUUGAUCCACAUCCAGAGAGAACGCACCAGGCGACGAGCACUGCAGACACGUCCACAUCUGAGCGUUCUGGACCAGCUCCUUCUGAGUACUAUCAUGAGAGACCAGUUUCUCAGCCGUUGUCACGUAUACCAGCAUACAUUGACGUGAUUGAUCUAAUGGAGCCAAGCACUCACCAGAGGGCAACGCUGAAAGAAACCCCAGGAGCUGGGCAAGACAGCCGGAAAAACAAGUUCUAUGAAGUUAUGCAAGAAACUGGAGUGGGGGGCAAAAGAGAAAUGGCCUCAUCAGCCGUCAGCAGCUCGGCAGUUUCCCACACAGAGAAAUUCCUAUCUGACUUGGAAAAUAAACCUGCCUCAUUAUCCCAAAGCCCUUUGAGCCUGCCUUCGUCCACACCAGGCUUUCCUUACCCACGGGUAAGAGGGCAAGUGCGCUGCAGACUGCAGGAGCUGGAGGGAAUUCCUGACUUGGCUUUGAACGCCAAUAACGUGCCUUUAGCUCGACAGCAAGACCAAACAAGUAGAUUGUGCUCUGAAAUUGUCGAUGGGUUUCGUCAGUGGGCAAACGCGAAAGGGCAGGUGAUAUCCUGCACGGCAUCUGAAGUGGUUAGAUGCAUGCAGCCGAUUGUGCUGGAAGAACGUGGUUACCUGGACAAGGGUGCUGUACUGGACCUCAAAGCAAGGCUUGAUGGCCUGGUCCUGACACCUUUGGACAGGAACCCGGGAGUAACUCUUGUGAUAUGUCCUGCCCUGUACUACCAGGGUAUGUUCGAUUUGUUCAUCCGGAACGAUGGCUACGUUCCCAUUGUGGGAUCCGAAUCGGAUGGUAUGGCUGCAACGAGGGAGUGUUUGAGGAAGGAAGGCCUGCUUGCCUUUGGUAAGUGGGAUGGGAAAGGGCACGUAGGGAAGGCCUAUGCUCUACCGAAGCAUAAGGACCUCGAUCGGUACAGACUGAUAUGCCCGACGUUCUCUGAGCCAACCGCGAGAACGGGUAAGGCGGUAGCGAAGGGACUGAACCACCUACUUUUCACACUGCCACAGGACUUGCAUUUUAAUUUGAAAGCAUUGUCAUCACUAACCAGCCGCCUUGAGGCUGUCAACAGGAAGUGUGCACGGCAAGGUAGCGGGGUAGUAUUGACUGCACGGUCCUACGACAUCAAGGACAUGUUUAGCCAGUUACCGCAUGACGAGAUCUUACAGGCAGUUGACUGGGUUAUCAAGUGGCACAAGGAGAAGGGGAGGCAGUUCGUGCGUGUGAACACACGCGGACGGGGGUCAACGUUUGGACUGACGACUGGACAGGACCACUGGCGACUACUUGAGUUUGACGACGUCUUCAAUUUCAUCCGGAUUGAUCUGAAACACACAUAUACCUCUGCGUUGAAUGUCCUGCUGCAGCAGCGAAUCGGUAUUCCGAUGGGCAAGAGUACAAGCCCACCUCUUGCUUGUAUACUCUGUGCCCAUGCUGAACACAAAUUCCUCUGUAGCUUAGGGACAAACAGGCAGAGGGUGUUCGGUGUCCGUCUAGUCGAUGAUGUGAGCUUGAUCAUCGCCAGUAAGACACCAACUGAGCAGGAAGUUGAUGGAAUCUGGCAACGUUUUGAAGAGUGUUAUCCCUCUAACCUCUCCCUCAAACGUACGGAUGACGGGACAGGCAAGUGGGACUUUCUCGGUUGUGAAGUGAAGAUUGAUCCCACGAUGAAGCAAGUUUUGAGUGUGCAACUGACGAAGAAUGAGAAGACACUAUGGACUUCUGAGAUUCUUGAAUUCAAGAAUGGGCAAUCCUAUCGCUCGUGGGGCAGCAAGUCACAGAAAAGUGCAGUUAUUGCCGGACACCUGCACAGAAUCGACUGAAACACCUCUGCACGAUGGGAGAUCCCUCGGAGAGUGAACUGCCUGCGUCGGGAACUC
Molecule: messenger RNA, 2359 nt
Organism: Chara braunii
Lineage: Eukaryota; Viridiplantae; Streptophyta; Charophyceae; Charales; Characeae
Source: the annotation of a GenBank genome assembly